This is a messenger RNA of Lipotes vexillifer (Yangtze River dolphin), 1320 nucleotides long. RefSeq names its product E2F transcription factor 2 (gene E2F2). Gene Ontology annotation, biological process: regulation of transcription by RNA polymerase II. Bases 1 to 1320 code for a protein of 439 amino acids. NCBI's taxonomy places the organism in Eukaryota, Metazoa, Chordata, Mammalia, Artiodactyla, Lipotidae. Gene Ontology annotation, molecular function: RNA polymerase II cis-regulatory region sequence-specific DNA binding; protein dimerization activity; DNA-binding transcription factor activity, RNA polymerase II-specific. The transcript is spliced from 8 exons. Gene Ontology annotation, cellular component: RNA polymerase II transcription regulator complex. The record is from RefSeq and is a predicted model, not a curated record.
AUGCUGCGAGGGCCGCGGGCCCUGGCUCCGGCCGCGGGGCCACCCCUCAAGGGGCUGCCCGCGAUGAGCCCCACGGAGCUGUGGCCGCCGGGCCUCAGCAGCCCUCAGCUCUGCCCGGCCACCACCACCUACUACACCCAGCUGUACCCGCAGACUGUGCCUCCCGCUGCGGCGCCGGGCACCUGCCUCGACGCCACCCCCCACGGACCGGAGGGCCAAGCUGUGCGAUGCGUGCCUGCUGGCCGGCUGCCGGCCAAAAGGAAGCUGGACCUGGAGGGGAUCGGGAAGCCUGUGGUCCCUGAAUUCCGGACUCCCAAGCGGAAGUGCAUUAGAGUGGAUGGCCUCCCCAGCCCCAAAACCCCCAAGUCGCCUGGGGAGAAGACUCGCUAUGACACGUCGCUGGGGCUGCUCACCAAGAAAUUCAUUUACCUCCUGAGCGAGUCUGAGGAUGGGGUCCUGGACCUUAACUGGGCUGCUGAGGUGCUGGACGUGCAGAAGCGGCGCAUCUACGACAUAACCAAUGUGCUGGAGGGCAUCCAGCUCAUCCGCAAGAAGGCCAAGAACAACAUCCAGUGGGUAGGCAGAGGACUGUUUGAAGACCCCACCCGGCCUGGGAAGCAGCAGCAGCUGGGGCAGGAGCUGAAGGAGCUAAUGAGCAUGGAGCAGGCCUUGGACCAGCUCAUCCAGAGCUGCUCUCUGCACUUCAAGCACCUGACGGAGGACAAGGCCAACAAGAGACUGGCCUACGUGACUUACCAGGACAUCCGUGCUGUGGGCAGCUUUAAGGAGCAGACGGUGAUCGCUGUCAAAGCCCCUCCGCAGACGAGACUGGAAGUGCCUGACAGGAGCGAGGAGAACCUGCAGAUAUAUCUGAAGAGCACGCAGGGGCCCAUCGAAGUCUACCUGUGCCCGGAAGAGGUGCAGGAGCCCAACAGUCCUGCCAAGGAGCCCCUCCCCUCCACCUCCACCCUCAGUCCCAGACCUGACCCCACCCAGCCCAGCAGCAGCAUCAACCCUGGAAUCACGGAAUCCACGGCAUCCUCAGGGCCUGCACCAGCGCUGACGUCCCAGCAGGUCCUGCCACCACUCCCGCCGUCCCUUGUCCCGCUGGAGGCCACCGACAGCAUGCUGGAGCUGCCACACCCACUCCUGCAGCAGACGGAGGACCAGUUCCUGUCCCCAACACUGCCGGGCAGCUCCCCUCUGAUCAGCUUCUCCCCGCCCUUGGACCAGGAUGACUACCUGUGGGGCCUGGACGGCGGGGAGGGCAUCAGUGACCUCUUCGACACCUAUGACCUCGGCGACCUGCUGAUUAACUGA